AUAAUUAUCAAUCAAAUUAGUCAUUGUUCAAUAUGGCAGAUGUACCUAGUGAUGUACCGCAACAGUGUCCUGGUACUACAAGUAAAGAAGCAGGAAAGACAUCUAUAUGUACUGGUUGUCCAAAUCAAAUGAUAUGCGCAUCUGGUAUUAGUAGACAACCAGAUCCAAAUAUAGGACUCAUUAAAAAAAGACUUUCAACAGUUAAAAACAAACUAUUAGUAUUAUCUGGUAAAGGAGGUGUUGGUAAAAGUACUAUAACAUCAUUGUUAUCCAGAUCCUUGGCAGCAAGUAAUCCUGAUAUAAACGUUGCAGUAUUGGAUAUUGAUAUUUGUGGACCAUCUCAACCAAGAGUAUUAGGUGUAACAGGAGAACAAGUACAUCAAAGUGGAUCAGGAUGGUCCCCAGUAUAUGUAGAAGACAAUUUAUCACUAAUGUCCAUUGGAUUUUUACUUGAUAAUCCAAGCGAUGCUGUUAUAUGGAGGGGGCCUAAGAAAAAUGGAAUGAUUAGACAAUUUUUAUCAGAAGUAGAUUGGGGAACAUUGGAUUAUCUUAUUUUGGAUACACCCCCUGGUACAUCAGAUGAACAUUUAUCAGCAACCUCAUAUCUUAAAGAUACCGGUAUCACAGGAGCGAUAAUAGUAACAACUCCACAGCAGGUUGCUUUAUUAGAUGUAAGGAAAGAAAUUAAUUUUUGCAGAAAAGUAAAUAUACCAAUUCUAGGGAUUAUUGAAAAUAUGAAUAUCUUUAUGUGCCCUAAAUGUAAGAAUUGUACGGAAAUAUUUCCAGCACUAACAGGUGGUGGUUAUGCAAUGGCUAAGGAAUUGAGCAUAGAAUUUUUAGGUUCUCUACCUUUAGAUCCAUUUUUAGCUAGAUGUUGUGAUGAGGGUAAAAACUUUCUGACGGAGCUCCCAGAAUCACCAACUAUUUUCAUAUUAAAAACUAUUGUUCAAAAAAUCAUCGAACAAUGUGAGAAAGCAAAAAACGGCAGUGAAAUUGAUAUAACUUGAAAAGGGAAGG
Eufriesea mexicana is the source of this 1017-nucleotide messenger RNA. It is a transcript of the gene Nubp1, whose product is annotated as NUBP iron-sulfur cluster assembly factor 1. Gene Ontology annotation, biological process: iron-sulfur cluster assembly. NCBI's taxonomy places the organism in Eukaryota, Metazoa, Arthropoda, Insecta, Hymenoptera, Apidae. Gene Ontology annotation, cellular component: cytosol. The coding region runs from base 33 to 1007 and encodes 324 amino acids. Gene Ontology annotation, molecular function: ATP binding; ATP-dependent FeS chaperone activity; 4 iron, 4 sulfur cluster binding. The transcript is spliced from 7 exons. The record is from RefSeq and is a predicted model, not a curated record.